AUGGAUUUGGGGCUUAUUUCUCCAUUAUCAAUACCCCAGCCGGAUUCCAACGACUCCGCUAUACCUCGAGUGAUUGAGAAAGCUUUUCUUGAUGUUGGACUCGGAGCGCGCCUGCUUACAAGAACACGUGUUCCAAUCAUCAAGCUUUGUGAGAAGCCUCCAGAAAAACUCCUACAUGAUCUACGUGAGGAGCGAUUGAAGUGGGAGAAAGGUCUAGAUGAUGAUGCAGCAGCCGAGGAGGAAGAUAGACACGAAGACGUGACCGACGGUCUGACGCGUCAGACAGAUCCUGCCGACAGCAAUAAUGCAGGUCAUAGCUCGAAGUUAUCUGAUGCUGGUGGACUUCCUGGAAGUGAAAAGUACCAGCAAUCAUUAGACAAUUUUAAGCAAGGCGCCAACGUUCACCUACUUGGCUACUACAACAUGGCAAAACGACUCCUGAGGAAGCUGGGCGGUAGGGAUAUCAGUCACUCAACCGCCGCCGACUUCAGCGCAGAGGAUUUCAAGAUACUCAAUGAUGUCUGCCAUGCCUUUCUGCGAGGUCUCGCGGAUGACGCGUUGAGGACUAGCCUGGAAAGCUACGUAUCUUUGACCUUUGAACGGUCACCCAGCACCAACAUGCCAUCAAACCGUUCUCUAGCCGGGGUUUUCACCCAGAUGGAAGGCGAGAGGCUUGCUUUGAUGUGGGAAUGUCGUCAUAUACAUGAAAAGGAUGAUCACCAAGAAGGUCUCGCUCAGAAGAGGAUUGACUUCUGGAAAGACGUACAGAACAAGCUCACAUUUGGCUUAGACCCCUUGGCCUACAACAGGGAGCUCCAAUUAGCUGCAGACCAGCUGAAGAGAAUUCCGUCGAUUGAAUUAAUGCUCCUUGAGCAAGCGCAGUACGAAACAGCAUCACAGUAUCACAGCAGGGCAAUAAAGCUCAUGCUUGAUCUUGGUGGUCAUGACUCUGCAUCUCCGUCAAAUGAGAUACUUUCCGCAGUAAUACGACACUACAUAGCAGGCAUUUCGCACGAGGACAUAAGGGAGCAAGUCACGGCGUUUGCAGAAUCUCUCGGAAAUCUCAGUCUCAAGGCUGUCGCAAGGAGGCACAAAUCCCUCCAACUUGCCAAGGAAUUUGACAAGGCAUUGGAAAAAGACUUGUACGCUGAAGAAGAUGCCACCGCCAUCAAAGCAUAUCUGCCGCUUCUGCGGAGCCCCAUGAAACCGACAGACAAGAUGGGAGAGUAUUUCGACUUCGUCAUACCCGUUACCGCGGAGUUAUCCCACCUGUUAGCAAAGAUUAACACUUUGUCCGACCCGGCAAAGCUGGCUCCUAAUCAGCCACGAGAUCCGUACAAAGAUCGUCUGGAGUUCCCGAAGUCUGGAGUUGGAGUACAAUGUGAUAUCAACUUCUCCGCACAUCUAGCACUGCACAAUACCCUUCUUCUUCGGUGCUACUCGCACACAGAUCCUCGAGUCAGACCACUAGUAUUGUUUGUAAAACAUUGGGCCAAAGUGCGUGGCAUCAACACUCCUUACAGGGGUACGCUUAGCAGUUAUGGAUAUGUACUCAUGAUGCUGCAUUACCUUGUCAACGUCGCCCAGCCUUUUGUGUGUCCGAAUCUCCAAGCGAUAGCACCUCCACCCGAUCCAAAUCUCCCACCGGAAAUUGUCGAAGAGACAAUGGUCUGCAAAGGUAGAAACGUUCAGUUCUGGAGGGACGAGGAUGCGAUCAAAAACCUGGCACGACAGGGCAGCCUUACGCAGAACCAGGACUCUAUUGGAUAUCUCAUUCGCGGCUUCUUCGAAUACUUCGCACAGAGCAACAUGAUGAGUACUAUCCAGAUACGUGGAUUUGAUUGGGGUCGAGAUGUGCUGAGUAUUCGAACACAUGGUGGGCUCCUGAGCAAGCAAGAAAAGGGAUGGACUGGUGCGAAGACCGUGUUCGAGGUCCAGAAUAAGGGUGCUCCACCGCCAGCUUCGGAGCCGCAUCUAAUGCAAGCAAACCCUCAGACUCCAAUAGAGUCAAGUACACCCACCCCGACGACCACUCCCUCGCAGCCGCUUCCGUCACCUGGCGAACCUCCCAAGUCGUCACAUGACAAGUCUAAAGGGGGCGAGGUGAAGGAGAUUCGGCACAGAUAUUUGUUUGCCAUUGAAGAUCCUUUCGAGCUGGACCACAAUGUGGCGCGGACGGUCACACAUAAUGGAAUUGUCGCCAUAAGAGACGAGUUCCGCAGAGCAUGGAGAAUCAUUAGAAAUGCAGGCCGAAAUGUGGUACCUGAGGAUUUGCUCGAGGAUGUGACGGCGGACAAGAAGCGAGAACGCGAUUCUUUCUCCGAGCUCCUCGUUGAGAUUCACGGGAACAAGCUUUUCGACGAGUGA
Molecule: messenger RNA, 2367 nt
Organism: Phaeoacremonium minimum UCRPA7
Lineage: Eukaryota; Fungi; Ascomycota; Sordariomycetes; Togniniales; Togniniaceae
Product: putative caffeine-induced death protein 1 protein
Exons: 1
Coding region: 1-2367 (788 amino acids)
Biological process (GO): RNA 3'-end processing
Molecular function (GO): RNA uridylyltransferase activity
Source: RefSeq, a predicted model, not a curated record